AUGACAAAGGGACGGAAAUGGUGCAUAUUUGAUGGACCAGUGGAUGCAGUGUGGGUAGAAAAUAUGAACACAGUUCUAGACGAUAACAAGAAGGUAAAUGGAAUGAAGUGCAUUGAUUUUAUUUAUCUUGAAAUGCUAUUUGCCCUUGUGUACCUCGUUCAAUUUGAGGCCAGUAUUAUUUCUAACACACAGCUGAAUAGCCGGUUAGUGGAAAAAUAGCAGAGUUCAUCUCAGUUGUUAAUGCAUUUCUAUUUAUAACACACCUGUGCAAUAUUUUUUUUUUACAGUUUAGCAUAAAUGGGGGUCACUUUCCCAGGGUAAGAGAUGUUUAAACAUAUACUUGAAUUCUGUAAGUAUAUGCUAUGGUACAAUUAUUUUACUUUUCUAAAUAGUCAUUAUAUAUUGAAAGAAAUUUAAGUUUGUUAUUUUUUAUAAGACAGAAAAAAAAAGUAUUUUCCUAGCAGUUGCAUAUAGAUAGCCAGAGAAUUGUACGCCUAAAAAAAAAAAAAGGACGGAAAUUCACAAGAUCGGACCCCAAUGGUAUCAUCUCACUAUUAAAAAUCACGCUUUAAUUUUUAAGAUAUAAUAUAACAAUAAAUUAUAAAUAUGUAAAGAAAUCAUAAUAAUGAAAAUACACAGCAUUCAAAUUACUGUAGUUAUUGCAAACCACAGCCCUAACCGGAACACUAAAUAACAAACUCAACAAAGAUCAUGUAAUCAAACCUACAACAGACCUAAUCAAACCCACAACACUAUGUUUCUCCUAGUCUGAACCCUACCAGUAUGUACCACCUUGACCUAACCUUUAAAAUAUUUCUAAACUGCUAGCAGCUUACUGGUAUGGGGGUUCAAUAUUCACAGCGAUCAGACGAUAUUUAUACCGCCAUAAAAUGGCAAAAAGGUACUGUUACCGAUCAAGAACAUAAUGGUACGAAAUCCACCCAAAAAACUAAGCUGAAGCAGACUAAGUCUGCAAAUCUCAGCACUAACCACGCCAAAUCCAAGAUGGCGCUGGCGAUUAGCACUCCCCUGCGUCCUGCUCGGAUAAGAGGGACCAGACCUCCAUUUCUACAGCCCCUGCUUCAGAAUCAUCAAUUCAGAAGAUGCUGUAUGAACUACAGGCGAACAUGCAAGCUAAAUUUGCCAGACUUGCCAGAGAUGUUAGGGCAGAUGUACAGGUGAUCGGGUAAUGCACGGCCCAGCAAGAAGACAAAAUGGAGGAAAUUAUUGGGGCCCACAACACCCUGGCGGCAGCGUAUGAGCAUAUGGAGGCUAAGCUGGAGGCACUCACCACCAAAGAAGCUGACCAUGAAGACCAUGAUAAAACCAUCUGACAUCCAAGAUUAUGCAGUGGCCCUAUUCAAGGCCUUAGCUCCGGAACUCUCUGACAAUGAGGUAUGCCUCGACCGCAUCCACCGCCUGCCACGGCCUAAAUUUCUUCCACUAUUACUCAAUGAAAGAAAUAGUAAUGCAGGUGGCAAGAAAUGCUGAAUCGCUCCCAGCACAAUUCACAGGGAUUAAAUUAUUUGCUCCAACAACCAAGGCGUUAAGGGAGGCUGAGAUACCCUAUAAAUGGGGAUUCCCCACACGCCUUAUUGUACGGUGCACCGGAGCAGAGAAUAUCAUUAAUAGCCUCGAUGAGGAGUUAGUAUCAUGCAGGAAUAAAAACUCCCGGUCAAGCUCCCAGACUGUAUCACAGAACAGGCCUUGACUUACUCUGGCUACUCGAUGUCCAUAAGGCAAUACCGGUUAUGUGAGAUUAUCUGUGUUACUGUCAGAUACAUGAACUUUGUGUUACAUGGCCUUUGAAUGCCUACAGUUUAGUAUAAUCAGGGUAACGCUAUGGAAUAUUAGGUUGUAGCAGUGAUUGUUUACCCGCAAGGAAACGCACUUUCAAAGGGGUCACAUGCCUAAAUUUUAUUCUAAACAGUUCCCAAUCCAUUACAUGUUAUAAGUCUAAAAAGAGCUGUGUUUCAAUACUGAUUAGCAAGGAUGCUUCAUUUUAUCUGGUUAAACAGAUUAAAGGUCAACAUGGGAGGUUUUGAUACUGCAAUGUUAUGUCAAUAAUGUUCCUUCUACCUUGUUUAACAUAUAUGGUCCGCACGACAACCAAAAUUAGUUCUUAACAAAAAUACUUACCCUAGUAUCAACCCACACAUUUUGAGAGUUAAUUAUAGGUAGGGACACUAAUUUGAUACAGUGUAAUACCGGUUUGGCUCAUGACUUUUUAGAGAUAUGGCGGAUUCUUCAUCUUACCGAGGUGGACUAUACAUUCCAUUCCUAUGUCCAUAAUACCUAUAAAAGAAUUGACCGUUUACUCAUUCACUUCUCAAUCUUACCGAAAGUUCCCUCCACCCGCAUUGGUCUCAUAACCUGGUCAGACUACGCAACCAUAACACUCACACUAGAAGAACAACGCCUGAGGAAAGGUACGGGAGCGUGGAGACGAAACGAUUUUACCUUAUGGGACCCUACAAUAGUCUCUCUUAUUAGAGAGGAUCUACUUUCUUACUUCCAACACAACACUGUUCAGGAUUCCUCUAAAGACAAUGUCUGGCUGGCACACAAAGCUGUCCUUAGAGGGCUUUUCAUAAAACAUGCCAGUUUUGCCAAAAAACAAAGAAUUGCCUACUACACCACACUGGUCCAAAACCUGGACAAAGCAACACACACUAACAAACGCUCUCCUUCCCCUUCCAAGCAAAAUCGCAUCACAGACUUGUUGAACUUCAGCAACUCAAAUUUGCAAAGACUACGUACAUGCUGAGAUGUUUCCAACACCAGUUCUUUGUUAAUGGCAACAGACCCGGGCCCCUCCAAGCAUCCCAACUCAAAUCCCGAAUCGCCAAUUCUAAAAUCGCCUAUCUACGGGCCAGAAUGACCAAAUAAAUAAUUGACCCACAAUUAAUAGUUGAAGAGUUUGCCAAGUACUAAAGCUUCCUGUACAAUCUCAAAGACGACCCCAAUACCCAUAUCCCGACUACAGAAGAUAUACACACAUUCUUAGAUACGGUAAGCCUACCUACCCUCUCAGCUGAGGACAUAGAACAGCUCUCUAAACCAUUUGAUCCCUCCAAAAUCUCACAAACAAUCUGACUAUUACAGAAACACAAAGCGCCGGGACCUGACGGGUUCACAAACUGAUAUUAUCAAACAUACCAGGAUAUCCUUACACCACACUUCACCGCGCACUUCAACAACUGCUAUCUCUCAGGUUUUCUGCCUGAAGAAAUGUUACAGGCCCACAUAUCCACCUUGCCAAAAACCUGGAAACCCCCUACCCAAUGCCAGAAUUUUAGGCCAAUUUCCCUCCUUAACUGUGACACCAAAAUUUAUGCAAAGAUUCUUUCUAAUAGGCUGGCAAAUGCACUCCCUAAACUAGUCCACAAUGACCAAUCAGGGUUUGUAAAGACCAGACAAGCAAUGACAACACUUAAAGGUUAUACCACCUGUUGCUCACACAUUGAGGCUCAUACAAAAUUAAUUUACUGGUGGUAUCUCACACUGAACUGCCUACACAAGAUAUAACCAGGGACACCAAAUACCUGUUGGAGGUGCAACACAGACAUAGGUAAUAUGACCCAUAUAUGGUGGACAUGCCCGGCAGGCAUUGUAGUCUGGGGUUGGGACAGUCUUCAGGGACUUGGCCAUGAUAGACAUUCCUAUCAACACUCACCCAUGCCUAUUCCUUCUAUUUCCAGUAAAAUAUCAAAUGCUGCUAAGCAAAGGGUGAUAAUUAUCAUCCUCGCAGCUCGUAAACUUAUAGUUUGCUCAUGGAAACAGUCCAUAUGCCCCUCGAUCCCCCAACUGCUAGUCAAGGUUCAACAAUAUUUUACUUAUGAGAAGAUGUCUGCUGACUCAAUCACCAAGGUUGGAAAAUUGCUAGAAGUUUGGCAGCCUUGGCUGCAAUACAAAAAAGGCCAUAUUCCCACACCCGACUCAGGCGACACUGCACUACCCAAAUUACUUUUGAACCUUACAGGCCCCAAUCAAGUAACCAAGUUGUCCCACUUGCCACACACUCUGACUAGAUCAGAGCUCUAGGAUAAGAACUUCAUCUCCUUCCUAAUGUUACUUCCCAACCCAACAUACACAAACACGUAUAUGGCCCAAAAGUGAAUUGUCAAUGUUUACAUAGUUGUGUAUGCUAUUGGAUUAAUGCUGUACUUUACCUGUAGAACAUCAGUUAACAGUUUACGUACCGUUGUAUAUAUGACAUUCUAAGAUUGCAUAUGCUGUGUACGAACUCGGAUGACUUACUUACAGUAUGUAUCCCCUUUCCAGCCUCCCUUCUUCUUAUUUCUGUACCCCUUCCCUCCUCAUUGUCUUUUGUCUUUGCUACUCAAAAUGCAAAUAAACAAUUAUUAUUAAAAAAAAUAUUUCUAAACUUAAGCUAUCUUCUAAUGACAAAUACUCCACUAAGACUAACUGAAAGCUCUCCUCUAACCGUACCAUCAAAUAAUCACAGUAGCCUAAAUAGAUAUAAUCAGAGCUUAAAAAUGUCAAGUCAUACACUACUAGACAGUCCUAGAAGUUACUUGCCACAAGCAUGGCGGGACCAUCACACACUCACCAGGGUCAAAUGUUUACUUGCCAGGACUGAAUUUUCACUUAUCAAUAGCUAGUGGUUGAGUUGAAGUUUUAAGUCUUGGAUAUACAGUAUAACCUAAGACACAGAUACAUUUAUUAAGAUAUAUACAUUUAAAUAGUUUCAGAUACAUUAUUAUAAUUUGUGGAUACAUUACCACUCCCAAUAGUGUCUUAAUUUUUCUCAUUUGUUACAUCUAAAUGUAACCACCUUUCACUAAACAUGUAUAUGUCUUUGACGUCUCCAGGGUCUGCAAUCAUAUUCUUUUAAUAUAUAUUCUUAAUUUAAUGUGAUAGUCUAUACCAGGGCUGUAUUUACCACAAGGCAGACCAGGCAUUUGCCUAGGGUGGCACUUUCAGGGGGAGCGCCAAAAAAUGCCACCCUAAGCUCCCAGACAAAUGCCUUGCUUGCCUUGUGUUCUGGGGCUGUCCACCUUACUGUGAGUGAGUGAGUGAGUGUAGCUGUCAGUGUGUGUCUGUGAGUGAGUGAAAGUGUGUGUGUCUUUCAGUGAGAAUGGGUGUGCCUGUGAGUGUAUGUCAGUGUGUGUAUGUCAUUUUAUGUGUAUUGUAGAGUGUGUGCCUGUCAGUGAGUGGGUGUGUCAGUGUGUGUCUGUCAGUGAAAGUGUGUGUUGGUUAAACAGUGUGUGUCUAUGACUGCAUGUGUGUGCCAAUGACUGUGUAUCUGUCAGUGCGUGUAUAUCAGUGCAUGUAUGAAUGAGGGCAUGUGUCUGUCAGUCAAAAAAGUGGCCUUGACACGAAUUGGGGGGUCAAUUUAGAUUUUGUGGGUGCCCGAAUUUAGUAGUGCCUAGGGCAGCACAAAUCCAAAAUACACCGCUGGCCUAUGCUACAUGUCUUUUUUAACAUAGUAUUUUGUUUUGUCCAUUGGUGUAAAGUUAUAUAAGUUGUCAGUAUGCUAUGGAGAGCAGAGAUGAUGGAAUGUGAGCCUAGAGCAGGUGUGUAAAUAAUUAUGUAGCAUAUGCCCGACAAGACACAAGACAGUACUAAGACAAAACUAAACUGUAAUAGCUUUAAAGCCCUUACACCAUGUUAAAAUAAAAAUACAAAAAAAACAACAAAUAUAGGCAGUUUUUAAAUGUAAAUUUAAUGAAACAAAACUCUCAAAGGUGACUGGUUCUUUUUAAGAAAUCUUUUUCUCAUUAAGGUCAUAGCCCUGUGGGUCACUAGAAACGGAUGGUUUGUUCUAGGAACUUAAGCAAUUUAUAGCCUUUGCUACACAAACUUUUUGGUAAUUAGGUUGUAUCCAGCUCAAGGGACUUUCAUUUUCCAUAUUUCUUGAUUACGCUAUAAUUCCAGAUACCUAAUUUCUGCAGGUUUUCCACAAACUGUGUUUUGCUUAUAGUAGUUAAUAGAAAUAUCUUCAAAUUGAAGAUGCACUGAUUUUCAAAUAGAUUCAUAUAAAUGCAACUUUGAUUGUCACCUAUUAUUGCGAAAACAUUUGGCAUUGCAUAUACAAUUCAUUUCUCUGAAGAUGUACGUCCUUUUAAUAAAAAUUAUGUUAUAUUCUGCAGCUUUGUCUCAUGAGUGGAGAAAUAAUUCAAAUGAGUUUGCAACAAAACGUGAUUUUUGAGGUUCUGGAUCUUGAGCAGGCAUCUCCUGCGACUGUCAGUAGGUAAGAUUACAUUAAUAUUUUGUAUUUGCUACAUUUAACCCUUAGAACUCUAGAUUGAAUGUCUUGAUAAUGGUAAUUGAUGAUAUGUCCCGACAAAAAAAUUUCAACCCAAUUGAAAAGCCAAUUGUGGCAUGGAGACCCAUAUUACAUUAGCAAAUCAAGUACAAACCCUAGUUAUGGUGGUGAUAUAGACUGCUCACCUUUUUAGGUAAUUCUCUUCCUACUUACUAUAAAUGUCUUUAUAGCUCAGUAGGAAUACCUUUCGAACAUGGUCAGGGAAGAAACUAAAUUCCUUGAUUAGGAAGUUUUUAAGUGCAUCACUGUGCAUAAAAAUAUUUAUUUUUUAUUUCUUUCCUACCAGCUAUGAUGGAUGAACUAAACCAUUAAACCAUAUUAGAACAUUUGUACCAGUUUAAGUUACAAUACUGUAUUCCUAAAUUUAUUGAGUCAUAUUUUCAGAAUUAAUUUUUAACCCAUAUUGUGCUAGUGAUGCCAGAUGUGUUGUGCAUGAUCCAAGUCUAGUUCUAGAUAUACAGACAGCUACAUUUUAUGCUAUCAAGGAUGGAUGAAAUAGAGCUCUCGGGAUACAGGAAAAGGAUAGGCCUGGAUGAAAUACAGCUCUCGAGAUACAGGAAAAGGAUAGGCCAUAACCUAAUCUAGAGCAGAAACACAAGAAUAUAUAGGUAGGCUGGUAUAUUACUGGAUCUUAGGGAAGAUGGGUUAAACGCAGAAGAAUUCCAAGAGGUGAAGCACAAACAAAGCAAUGUUCAAUAGAAGUUUAGAAUAAGCCUAGGUCGAGGUACUAGAAAAUCACAUAAUCAAGUAAACAAGCUGUGUCAACAAAUACAUAUCAGGCUUCUACCUAUAGAGGAGUACGUUUUAAUAGCAAAUAGUGAUGUCACUAACACCAUCUAUCUAUAUGAGAAUGGCAACACCUGAAGGUGUGCACUGAUGUAUGACUGAGGCACCAGGAGGCAAGGGUAGAAGCUGAUACAGAUGCUCAAGGAUUAUAAAUGACAUAGAGGAGCAGCAUUCGGCAUCAGUCCGGCUAAGCAGCGUUGGUGUUUUACACAGCGCAUCAGAACGAACGAUCGAUAUAUGUGCUACGUUUGUUGUAACAGCAGCAUAUUUUUAAAAGCAAAUCAACUAAAAUAUGACAAUUAUUAUAUUCGCAAGAGAGUACUGCCCUUGGUUGCUAUGCACCCAAUAAUAUACUGAGAAUUGCAGACAUAUGUCAAUUGCCCCAUAAUGUUGGCAAUUUAAAUUUUUUCUUUAAAUCAAACACGGAUGUCUUUAUUUUAGAAAAAAUAUGUUUCUGCAUGAAUUAGUGGAGUGUGACAAGCAAUCACUCUGUUGCUUAAACAUAAAGGCUACGUAGGUUUUAAAAUCGAAUUUGCUGGAAAAGGAAUAUGGGCUUAUUACUGACCAUGAUGACCACUAAUGCGAAUGAAUGGACUUAAAUAAAGACAAGGACCAUUUGACUACUUAUUUAUUGCCUGUGGUUUCAACUUAUCCCCUGUUGCAUCUUACAAGAUGCCUUUAUUAAAUGUUCUCUCUCUUCUGCUUUUCUUACCGAGAGAAAGGAAUCUCAUCCUACAUCUUAAUACCGUUAUCUGAACAAAAUAUUCCAAUAGAUUCCCUUGGGGACAAUAUGACCUUAAAGAAGAUAUGAAUGUUUUUGCAGCAGAGAUAAUAUGUUCUGCUGUAGUAAUAUGAUGCCAUUGCUUUAUGUUAAAUAGCAGAUUUGAACGAUAUACUAUAAACCCUUGAAAUGUGUAUUCGUUGCUAUACUAGAUUUAUUUUCUGAACAACAAAGCACCUAAGGUCCCAUUGAGUGCCUGCACAUAAUAGUUUUCUGCACUGGUUUAUUAACUUGUUAUUGCAAUUAGGAACCAAGGAGUAUACGGAAUAUUGAAAUUUGCAAUUAUUUUUUUUUUUUCCAAAAACAGUUAUUAAUAUUCAUCACGGUAGCUUUCCUCGUGAAAUAAUUGCUUGCACAAAAAUUUAAUAUAAAAUCUGAAACGGCAGAAGGCUGGUAGUGCAACUUAACAGAACAGACAAAUAGGAAAAACUACCUUAUACUAGGUUGACAUGUUUAAUAAGACAACCCGUGUAAGCUUCUGGAGAGCAAAAAUCAUUAUAUAUUGCAGUUUCGUGAUAGUUCAGGGGUCCUUACUUCAGUGCUGACAUGCUGACCACUGAUUGUGAGAGGUCUUUAAUCAACAAGCAUGGAGGCAGCAUUCCACAGAGACCCAGCUCGUUUCAAAACAUUUUACUAAACCAUCAAAUUAAGGCAGUGAGUAAAAUAGGAAACAGAAAGUACACCGAAAGGGGUUUUGCUCCAACAAAAGUGCUUCUGUCUGUCUGUCUGUCUGUCUAUCUUGGAAGCUGUUGGGAAAUAAAAACAAGAACAUAGAGACAGAACUGUGAUAAAUGUUAAUAUUGAUAGGAGAAAGCUGUAUCAACGAGUCAUGUCUUAAUUUUAUUUCAAAUUGGGCAUAGUUGUUCUUAUGUCCAGGUGGAGGAUGUUUUAGAACUAUGCACUCUGGGAAAUUAACUCCUCUUUUUAUCCUGAUUCAUAUGACAAUCAUACCUGGUGCAGUUGAAGACCUCGGGUGCUUUAAGCAGACCAUAAAUAAUUAUAUGUACUGUAGAUAUUAUGGCCUGUGCCCUCCACAUCUGCAUUCUGCUCCAUUUCAGUCUGGAAGGAUGCCUUUCAUUAAAUCCACACACUUCUAGUAUCUAAGCCAAAUAUAAAGGUUUUAUUACCAAAGUCAUAUGGAGUUAAAUGAGAGAGAUGUUGCAGUCCUGAAUGCCCACUCAUGCACCUUCUGGUGAUGCAAGAAUGAUGCACAGUCUUUACUUAGUUAAUGCCUCCGGCCACCAAGAUUCAUUUUAUUGCUAUGGUUAUAAUAAGUGCAUUGUGUUUGCCACUAAUUUGUAAGUUACUUAAACAUUGUUUUCACCAUGGCUGGAAUGCAGCGACCUCAGCAUUACAAUGAAUUCAAAUAACUGUGCCUUUGUUGUUUAAAGGGACACUAAUGGACCCAAAACAACUUUAGCUUAAUGAAGCAGUUGCUGUGUAUAGAUCAUGCCCCUUCAGUCUCACUUCUCAAUUCUCUGCCAGUUAGGAGUUUAAUCACUUUGCUUAUACAGCCCUAGUCACACCUCCAUAUAUGUGACUUGAACAGCUUUCCUAAAAUCUUCACCUAAAGAGGAAUCGAAUUGUUCAUUUAUUGCACAUUCUGUUUAAUUUAGAAUUUCUUAUCUCCUACUCUGUUAAUAACCUGCUACAGUCUGCUUGCAGUAGUCUCCUAUGUGUGAUUCAAGUUCACUUUUCAAGAAGUUAACAUCUGAUUGAAAAGGAGACCAUUUUUUUAUAAAGACAGUGUGUGUCACAGUCAGGGAAGAAGUGACCUAGGGCUGCAUAAAUGGAACAAAGGUGGUUUAACUCCUAAAUGGCAGAUAAUUGAGCAGUGAGACUGCAGAGACAUUUUCUAUACACUAAAAUGGCUUAAUUUAGCUAAAGUUGUUUUAUGUCUGUAGUAUCCCUUUAAGGUUAUAGUUCUUGAUGUACCAUGCUAUGUAUUAUAUUAGGUUUGCAUUGUUAUGCUUCACUUUGACACUGAUUUAUGAAUAUUACAGUGAAGCUUUCUCGCAGGAUCCAUAGAAAUGAAUGUAAUAUUUUGUAGGGUCUCUCACUGCUUGCAGCUUUAGUAAAACAGUCUUCAGUUAUUUUUCAGAGAUUUCUCUGAAUAGUAACAAAACAUUAAAGGGUCAAUCCAGGACAAUGCUCGUGUACUUAAUAGUUAAAGAUAACAUACCUGAUUUUAUGUAUGUGGCCCAAAUGGACAAGGUAAAAAAAAAGAAAAAAAGAUAAAACAGGUAAAAAAAAACCUCUCAAAUAUUUCUGAUUUUAAGCAUUUGGGCCCUAUAAUCAUCAGAGUCAAAUCCAGAACAAAUCCAAGCUUGUUCGUAGCCUGGGUUUCAAAAUACGGACAUUGUUAAGUAGUUUGAACAAUGUCUGGCUUUUUCAGUCUGUAUGACCUGUACGUUACUUACCGUAUAUACUCGUGUAUAAGUCGAUCUCAUGUAUAAGUCGAGUGCAGUUUUGUGACCAACAAUUGUGAAAUAUGCUAUGCCUCGUGGAUAAGUCGAGGGUAAAACUUGGGGCUAUGAAAUUCUGUGAUUUUUAUAAUUAUAUGCACACACACUCAUACAAACACACACUCUGCAUUAUAUAUACACACACUCAUACAAACACACACUCUGCAUUAUAUAUACACACACACACUCAUACAAACACACAUUCUGCAUUAUAUACACACACACACUCAUACAAACACACACUGCAUUAUAUACACACACACUCUGUGUAUAUAAUGCAGAGUGUGUAUAUAAUGAAGAGUGUGUGUUUGUGUAGUGUGUGUGUGAACUGGGUGGGGGGAGGGCAUUUUUAUUUUAAUUUUUUUAAUUUUAAUAUUUUUUGUUUUAAUUAUUUUAAUUUUUUUUGUCCCCCCUCCCUGCUUGUUAACCAGUCAGGGAGGGGGGCUAUCUUAAUCCCUGGUGGUCCAGUGGCAUGGGCUGUGAAGUGGGGGGCCAGCAGGAAGCAUUUACUUACCUUUCUUGCAGCUCCUGUUAGCUCCCUUCUCCUCCGUUCCGAUCAGCUCCACUGUAAGUCUCGCGGUCUGGUUGCCGCGUGGAUUGUUGCCACAGCUCUGGCGGCCGCGGCUCUCUAAGUUGCCAUAAUACAGACAGUGACUCGAGUAUAAGUCGAGUGGGGGUUUUUAAGCACAAAAUAUGUGCUGAAAAACUAGGCUUAUACUUUGUCCCAUCCAAUACAGAUAGUUUAAUGAAUAACAAUGCAAGUCUCUUUUGAGUUGGUUUAAUGCUGUUGCAGUAUAGUUAUUGCAUCAUACUGUUUGUUUACCAGUUACUUUUUAAGAUGACUUAUUAGAGUUGAAUUUUUUUAAAGAGAACACAACAUGUACACACAUUGAUCCAUAAAAAGUUACAAGUGAAUGUAUGGGGAGUUCACUGUUUUUACCAGCCACUAUAUGCAAUAUAUACACAAAUUUGUUUUUCAGAUGUGGAAUGAUCUACAUGGAAGCGAAGGACCUGGGAUGGGAGCCAUUAAUGGAAUCAUGGCUGAUGACUAAACUACCAGCCAAGCUUAGUGUGGAGGAAUGCCAAAUUGUCCAGGUAGGAAAUGUGUGCUCCUCAUUAUUUGUAGGAAUGAAAAAAAAGUGUUUUUGUGCACAAUCUUAUCAACAAUUUCUUGCUUCCUUGUCGCUACGGUCAGCACUUCAGCAUGUAAUAAAUAACCAGUGCUGUUGACAGGACAUUUUUUCUUUAUUUUGAUACCCUUACAGAAGUAAUCAUGCCUCCUGUCUGGUGUCAUCGAGAUAAAGACAAAUGUUCUGCAUUGCCUGACUGUCAAUGCAUUUCAGACAGAAGACCAAGAAAUGCACUAUUGCUAGAUACACUUGGAAUAACAUUUGUCUUGUCACGGGUGCAGAGUGAGCAAUGCAUAUACAUUUUAAAUAAAACUACAUAUUGGAUUUUUUUUAUGCAGCUUAAUAUAGAAGAAUGAAGGAAACAAUGUUCUAUCUAUCUAUCUAUCAUUUCUAAGAGCUUAGUUAAUUUUAAGCCUCAAAUUUAUAUUUUUGAAUAAUAUUUUCAAAUGAUUUACUAUUGUGAGAAAUAUUUUAAUGUUGUAAUAUUCUAAUAUUUUCAAAUGAUUUACUAUUGUGAGAAAUAUUUUAAUUUUGUAAUAUUCUGAAUUUUUUUUAUAUACGCUUUUGAAAUGUUUAUUUUUUGAAAAAUAAUUGUAAAAGUGUAUCCAAAAGGAUCAAAUCAUUUGGAAAGCUUAUCCAAAAAUAUUAACUCAAUAUAAUUAGAAGAUUACAUAGCCCUAUAUUUCUGUGAUUCUGGUCAUCAUGCAUGGUCAAUUUCCCAUUAGGCAGAACAGGCACCUGCCUACGGGGUCUGUCCUGUAGUGGGUGUCUAUGUACAGCCCUUAUUAUGUGCAGUUUUGGAACUUAGGUGGGCUGGUGAGGAGCCUUGGUCAGUGUCUUCUGCAGGGCUGCAAUCAGAAAUUUUGGGGCCCCUUACACAGCACAAGGUCUGGGCCCAAGAGCCCACCUCCAAGCCUGCUUAAAUGACCUGCCUCCAAGUCCACCCACAGGACCCACCCACAAGGAUGCAGUGUGUGUAAAAUGGACACAGGGUGUGUGUUGUGGAUCCAGUGUGUGUAAAGUGGGUGCAUUGUGUGUGUAAAGUGGACAAAGUGUUUGUUAGUGCAUGUGUAGUGGAAGCAGUGCAUAUGUGUAUUGGAUGCAGAGUGUGUAUAGGUGAAACCUGCGAAAAAAAAUAAUAAAAAAUAAAUACAGAGGGUGCACUCAAAGGUCUUUUUAAGGUACUCAUUGUUUAAUGUUUAAACAGUCAAAAUUACAUAAAUGUGCACGACCGACGUUUCAACACUACAGGUCUUUAUCAAGAUCCUGAAAAAGGGGUCCAGUCGCGUUAUUAAAGGGCUGCAGUGCUGACCAGGCUCCUGAAGACAUAUCCCAUUGGGUGGAAUGGGCCACCCGAUGGGCCCCAUCAGCAUGCGGGCUUUGGUGCAGCUACACCUGCGGCAGUUUGCCGACUGCACGUCAGGCAUGUUGGGCCCACAUGACUGGGUCCUCCAGGACCACUGGGCCCAUGACAACUGUCAUGAUUGUCAUGCCCUGACGGCAUCCCUGGUCCUCUGUAAUCUAGUCUGCCUCCUAUGCUUGAUACUAGAGCUACAGAAACAGUUAGAGGUGUGGUAAAUCACAGUGAUACGUCAAUUCCUUCCUGGUCUGUGUGUGAGAAUGUACAGAAAAUAGAGGGGAUCAAUUCCCAUCUGUCCAUUAACAGCCUCUCACAGGAAAUACCUUGCAGGAGGAGCAAGGACAGCACUGAGUGAUGUACACUGUAUAAAGGUUCCUGCAGUUCUACUAUCAAUCAUACGAAAAGGAGAGUACUUUGUAAAUAACUCUUCAAACUGCACAUACUGUACCUUAAACACCCUUUUUCUCUAUCCCUAAAUUGAACCACUCCUAAAACUUAAAAAACCUAUUUCCUUAUUCCCAAAUUGAAGUACUCAAAGCCUAAACCUGAAACAAAACCCAUUACAUUAAUCCUAGGUUUGUCUCCUAUUAAAAUAAAACACAUAAUGUACCCCGAUAAUAAAUGUAAACUCACUCUAACCCUAAAACCAAUCAUUCUAAACACUCCUUAUACCAACUACUAUAACAACUCUCACGUUUUUAAUCUGAUUAACACAAAACACCCUAUGUCAUCUGUAAAGUAAAUCUGACAUGCACCCCUCUCGAACAAUAAAACUCCCCUUCACCCUAAUCUCUUUAAUAUUUUAACCCUGCAUCCCUUUACACACUUGCAUACACUCACUAAACUCACAGAUUCAAACACUAUACAAUCAAAAUAGAAAUGUGCACAUACAUACAUAUGCAGUUGUCAACUUUGAAUUUGUUUUUAAGAUUUUUUUUAUGCCUGCAACAACCAGUUAAUAAAUUCAGUGAACUCACUUCAUCUGACUUUUGGAGGGGGAAGCAGAGGCACAUUUGAAUUAUGUGCCUACAGGCACUUGACAUGUAAAUGUGCAUUAUUUUAACAUUCUUUUACAUUAUUUUUGACCAGAAAAAAAUUUCCUCCUUAAGUGCAAUGCCAGCUUUUGUUUAAAGCACGUACCCACAUGCAAGCUCUUUACCAUUACUCUGCCGACAGACAGCCCUAGCUGGUCUCCCAGGAAUAAUGGCAUACCCUCUUACUUUGCAUUCUAAGGCAAUUAUUAAAGAUGCGCUAAUAACUUUACCAUCUUAUGAACAUAAUCCAUUUUGACUCUCUAACCAUUACACACAUUCCAAUACUAUUUACAUUACUUUACACAUAUUUCCCUUAUAUACCCCUUGAUCACAAUUAUAUAUCAUACACUAUACAUAGAAAUUACUAAUAGAAUUCUAAUAAAAAUUAAAAUAAUUUAGAUAAAAUUAAAUCUACAUUAGUGUUUUGUUCCAGUGGGCUAUCUUUGAACAACAAGUAAUUUGAAAAUAUCAGCUGAGAAUUUUGGGAAAAAAGAGUGAUCGAAAAAGAUGAUAUUGCCUUACUGCAGGAUUCCUGCAAGUACCGCCAUAUCAAUAAAAGGAAAUGAUCGAAAGAGUGCGUAUUAGCUAAUUUAAUAUGUUCCCUUAUUUGAUUUCCAGUCAGUGUUAGUAGAAGCUGAUGAAGUGUGCUCUAGAAGUGACCCUGUCAAUAAAUGUGCAGGAAAGAACCUUACUAAAAAUAGAGACUCGUUCAGAAAAAAAACCUGGUUUCUAUGGAAAGGCAAAUAUAUUUAAUAAUGGUGAAUAUUCCACUUUCCUUAACUGCCAUUUAUCAUAUAUAAAAUACUAUAUAAAAGAAAUAUAAUAGGGGGGCAUGGCCGACCACGGAGCUGAACAAUCGCAUGUCUGUGGAGCUCUGCAUCGGCCCCACAGACUAAGAGCCUUACAGAGCAGAAAUCAGCUCCAAAAACACGCAGAUUACCUGCCACCCGACAGCCGACAACAUGGGGCGCAAACAUAGAAAGCAAACUCACACGGAGCGUCCCGCGGCACCCGACAUCAGGCUGGCAUUUCAGAGGCCUACACAGGCGCGGCCCGCCAAGAUGGCGCCGGAACCGCAGAGUGAGUUGGAGACCUCUGACGAUUCCCAGGAAGAGAGGGACUCCCAAGCUUCCCUCCCAGGCCCCACUCCCAGGUCUGACUCGGAGGAGGAUGACUCCCCAUCAACAAAAGGGGACAUCAGAAGGCUGCUGACUGACCUAAGGCAGGUCUGGAAGGCCGACUUAAAGGAGACACAUGCAGAAAUAGGGGUCUUGCAGCAGAGAGUCCAGGAGGUGGAAAACAGAGAAAGCUCAAGAGAUCACCAACUCCAAGACACCAAACUGCAACUGGAGGGUCUUACUGGGCAGGUCCGACGCCUACAAGGAGCGGUGGUAACACUUGAAACCAGACACCGCCGACGCAACGUACGCCUCAGAGGUAUUCCUGAAACGGUGAGCGGUGAAGAAUUACUGCCCUUUGUCCGGAGACUCACCUCCUCCAUGGGCCUUGGAUGUAAAUCAGACACCCCACUGAUACUGUCCACCUUCAGGGUGCGCAAAUCGCCAGCGGCACCCGCUGGUGCCCCCAGAGACACCAUAGCCACCACCAGAGACAUAGCGGCGAGAGCUGCAAUCAUGGCCGGAUCCAGAUCAUUGGGCGCGGUAAAAUUUGAGGGAUGCGAGGUGGCCAUAUACAGUGACCUCCCUUUCGCAGUGCUUGCAGCAAGGAGACUACUAGCACCAGUCACUAAGAGACUGAGAGACCAUUCGAUCCGGUACCGAUGGGGCGCAGAGGGAUCGCUAACGGUACAAAAGGGCGCCGAUACACUCACCCUGACCUCGGGAGACGACCCAGAGACAUUCCUCAAAAAACUAGGCAUAUUAGCCAAUGGACACAGAAAGCAACAUGAGAAACGCAACACUUAACUAUAAUAAUAAUGAUGGUUUAUUUUAAUUUUUAUUGUAUGCAUAUAAGCCAAUGAGGAAAGCUUCUCCCUAUUCUUGCUACCCCUAACCCAACACUCCAUGCUAUUAACCUAUAGCCCUAGAUACCUGACCCCACGUAUAUAUAUGGGAUAUACAGAUUGAGCCGGAAGAUUGUUGAAAUCUAGCAACCUCGAAUAUUAAGCAACCUCUUUAAGUAGAGAUCUCCGUCGAAGAGUAGAAAUGUACAAAUUGUUCCCCCACCAUGCCGCAGCAAGGGCCUCUCUGACAUUGUGAAUGUUACUCUGCUUGUAGCCCAACGAAAUGUUAUUUGAUCCUGUUCUACCCUAUAUAAUAACACAUAUAAUGGAAAAUUGUAUACUGUGUGUACAAAACCUAAUAAAAUACAAAUUUAAAUAAAAGAAAUAUAAUAACCCCUUUUGCAAAUAAGAAGAUUUUUUUUUUACAAUAGCAUUAUAAUUAAAAGUCAGGAAUAUGUUCGUAAAUAAUAACUUCUGUACAAAUGUAAAAUUUAUUUUAUUUUACGCAAACUAUUUAACUAUUUAACUAUUCCGUACAAAGUGAUUUGUAAUAAAUUGAAAAACAACUCGACAACAUUCAGGCAAAAAAAUGGCCAAGCUGUGAUUAUGUGGUUAAAUAUUUUUUAUUUAUUUUUUUACAGAUCAGCUAUUUAAGCUUUUAGUUUUUUUUAGUUUGGAGUUUCUGUUCAUUACAAUGCUCAUUUUAGAAAAAAAAAAUUGCUUAUACGGCAAAAUUCUCCAAUUCAGCUUUUUUCCCUAAAUUUUGCCAUCCAGAAUGCAAUCCACUACAAUUAGUAGUUUAUCAAUUUUUUUCUCUCCUAUUCACUACAAAUUGUUAAGGAAACUUAAAUUAAUCUGAUUGUAAAAUUAUUAGAAUAACUGAUUUACUUUCACUGUAGGUGAAAGUUUAGGAUCCAGUGAUCAUGAGUCAGUGUGGUUUAAUAUAAGAACAGUGACUGAGUCACACCACACAAAAACAAAAGUUUUAGACUUUAGAAAAACAGACUUUUCUAAAAUUAGAAUAUGGGUAGAGGAGUCAUUAUCAGACUGGAGCAAUUUAAAUGGAGUCCAAGAGAAAUGGGAUUAUUUAAAAGUUGCACUAUUGAAGGCAACAGAAAAUUGCAUUAGGCUUGUCAGUAAAAGCAAAAAAUUCAAGAAACCACUGUGGUACUCCGCAGAUGUGGCCAAAAUAGUUAAAAACAAAAAGUUAGCAUUUAGGAAUUAUAAAAAAACCCAGAGUGAGGGAGACAAAAUGAUCUAUAAGAUUAGGCAGAAAGAGGCUAAGCAAGUUAUAAGAGCUUCCAAAUCACACACAGAAGAGAAAAUAGCACAGUCAGUAAAAAAGGGGGAUAAAACAUUUUUUAGAUACAUAAAUGAGAAAAGAAAAGUAAAACAAGGAUUAGUUAGAUUAAAAACAAAAGAAGGAAGGUAUGUAGAAGAGGAUAAAGGUCUAGCUGACUGCCUCAAUGAAUAUUUUUGUUCUGUAUUUACAGAUGAAAAUGAAGGAAAGGGACCUCAGUUGAGAAAAAGGAUAAAUGAGUCAUUUAUUACACGUGAGUUUACAGAGGAAGAGGUUCUAUUUCAACUGUCAAAAGUAAAGACAAAUAAGUCAAUGGGACCUGAUGGAAUACACCCAAAGCUAUUAAAAGAGCUUAGUGGUGUACUAGCAAAACCAUUAACAGAUUUAUUUAACCAAUCAUUGUUAACAGGUGUAGUCCCAGAAGAUUGGAAGUUAGCGAAUGUUGUGCCCAUUUACAAGAAAGGUAAUAGGGAGGAGUCGGGCAACUAUAGGCCAGUAAGCCUUACUUCAGUAGUGGGGAAAGUGAUGGAAACCAUGUUAAAGGAUAGGAUUGAUGAACAUCUAAAAACACAUGGAUUUCAAGAUCAGAGACAACAUGGGUUUACUUCAGGGAGAUCAUGCCAAACUAAUCUUAUUGAUUUUUUGAUUGGGUAACUAAAAUUAUAGAUCAGGGUGGUGCAGUAGACAUUGCUUACCUAGAUUUCAGUAAGGCUUUGACACUGUUGUACAUAGAAGGCUUAUCAAUAAACUGCAAUCUUUAAGUUUGGAUUCCAAUAUUGUUGAAUGGGUAAGGCAGUGGCUGAGUGACAGGCAACAGAGGGUUGUAGUUAAUGGAAUAUAUUCAAAGCUUGGACUUGUCACCAGUGGGGUACCUCAGGGAUCUGUACUUGGACCCAUUCUCUUUAAUAUUUUUAUUAGUGAUAUUGCAGAAGGUCUUGAUGGUAAGGUAUGUCUUUUUGCUGAUGAUACUAAGAUAUGUAACAGGGUUGAUGUUCCAGGAGGGAUAAGCCAAAUGGCAAAUGAUUUAGGUAAACUAGAAAAAUGGUCAGAAUUGUGGCAACUGACAUUUAAUGUGGAUAAGUGCAAGAUAAUGCAUCUUGGACGUAAAAACCCAAGGGCAGAGUACAGAAUAUUUGAUAGAGUCCUAACCUCAACAUCUGAGGAAAGGGAUUUAGGGGUGAUUAUUUCUGAUGACUUAAAGGUAGGCAGACAAUGUAAUAGAGCAGCAGGAAAUGCUAGCAGAAUGCUUGGUUGUAUAGGGAGAGGUAUUAGCAGUAGAAAGAGGGAAGUGCUCAUGCCAUUAUACAGAACACUGGUGAGACCUCACUUGGAGUAUUGUACACAGUAUUGGAGACCGUAUCUUCAGAAGGAUAUUGAUACCUUAGAGAGGGUUCAGAGAAGGGCUACUAAACUGGUUCAUGGAUUGCGGGAUAAAACUUACCAGGAAAAGUUAAAGGAUCUUAACAUGUAUAGCUUGGAGGAAAGACGAGACAGGGGGGAUAUGAUAGAAACAUUUAAAUAUAUAAAGGGAAUCAACACAGUAAAGGAGGAGACUAUAUUUAAAAGAAGAAAAACUACCACAACAAGAGGACAUAGUCUUAAAUUAGAGGGACAAAGGUUUAAAAAUAAUAUCAGGAAGUAUUACUUUACUGAGAGGGUAGUGGAUGCAUGGAAUAGCCUUCCAGCUGAAGUGGUAGAGGUUAACACAGUAAAGGAGUUUAAGCAUGCAUGGGAUAGGCAUAAGGCUAUCCUAACCAUAAGAUAAGGCUAGGGACUAAUGAAAGUUUUUAGAAAAUUGGGCAGACUAGAUGGGCCGAAUGGUUCUUAUCUGCCGUCACAUUCUAUGUUUCUAUGUUUAGAGCUACACAUAUAUCAUGUUUUGAUCUAAAUGUAGUAAAAAGUGUUUUUUCAUUUGGAGAACACAAUGGCAAAAGCACUUCUCACAUUUGUAAUUUUUUGCUGAAAUACAUAAUAAAUUGCUUUAUAUUUUUUUUUAAUGGCUGGCAUACAUUAUAAGUAAGUUCCAUAAAAUAAAUCAUAUUUCAUUAAAAUGUUUAAAUUGCCCUAUGUAAUUCAAUUUCCUAGUGUACUGUAAAUUUAUAUUAGUAAGAGAUAUAUUAUCCAGUGUACUCUUUUCACUAGAGAUGAGAAAAACUCCUUCACUUUGUGGCACAAUCUGUUUUAACAGGUUAUUUUUUAUAUUUUUUCUUUUUUGAUAUUUUUUUUCAAAAACUGCUCUUUUGCUCUUCAUUUUCAAAGCUGGUUCUAACAUUUAAACUCAUUGCUUAGUAAUUAUAUCCCAGGUAUAUGUUUCCCCAAUUAUAUAAGAAGGGGUGUAUAAAGUAGAAAAAAAUAAUAAUUUAAUUUAAACCAAUAAAAGAGAUUGUAGAGAUGAACAGUGGAAUCAAAAUAGGUAUUCCAUAUUAUGUUUUGCCUAAUAAAAGGGAAAUAUAAUCAAGUUAGUGUAAUCCAUGAGAGGUACCUGUACUUAAGAAAUAUCAUUAGUAUUGUUGUUGGACUAGAAAUGGCAAAAUUGGCAUCCCCCAUAAAAGUAUCCUAAAGGAUUAUGAUAUAUAUUUUAUUACACAUAAUAUUCAACUCUUUACCUCCUUAAGAGACUCAAUACUGUGGCCAGAGCCAUAGCUGGACACAUUUGUGUUUGACUUAUUGUGAUAGGGCCGUCACUAGACUGAUUGCAGACAAGUAGUCUAGUGUUGCCUUCUACUGUCCUCCUUCCUUACGCUUCUCCCCUCCCCCCCCCCACUCUGGUACAUAAAGGGUUAAAAAAAACACUUUCUGUACCCACCGGAUCCCAGUGCCAAUCUUCUUCUGUGCUGGGUCAAUGCUCCACCUUCUCUGAUGUCAUUCGACAGGGGGGGGGCUAAUGUGCAUGUGCGGCGAGCACUGUGAGAGCAUUAGGCCCUCCUUAUAGGAAAGCAUUGACUUAAUGCUUUCCUCUGGGGAUUUCACUGAUGCUGGUUAGGUGACCUGCAAUCUGGUAAACAGCCUCAGUACUGCAAUAUAAAACUGCAAUGCUUUGUAUUGAAUGACUAAGGGCAAUAGGAAACUUUACCCAGAUCACUUCAAUGAGCUGAAGUGAUCUGGGUGCCUAGUGUUCCUUUAUGCAUAUAUUACGAUUAAGGCCUCACGUCCAAAAUGUUGUAUCUUUAUGAUACUACACUGUGCAGCCUUGUCAGUAAACUGAUUGCAGCAGCACUAUGGUUCCUAUCAGCUUGUUCAGCUUUUCCAUACAUCAAAAGUAGACAUAAUCAAAUUCCACAGGUUUUUCAUGGAUCCAAAUGUUUCUAAAAAUGCUAUACACAGAAAUAAGCUGGAUAUGUACUUGAGAAAAUACAGCUUGACGCUUGAAUUAAAUGAGUUAGCUGUUAUUACUAAUUAUUCAAUUAAGAGAUUCAUUUUGGAGAAUGAAUUUGGGCAGGCUGGUCAAAUUCCCAAACUCUGAGCCGAAAUGUCACCAAUUCACGAACGAACCAAAAUGUGCAAUGUCAAGUUUGUCCAUUUUGGUUAAUGAUGCUGAAUUCAGCCUGUGGCAACAAAAUAUAGAGAUGAUUAUGUAUAUAUUUUGCUGUACACCGAUUGCCCUUUUUCAACGCCUUUUGGUUUUUCUAAUUCGUACACAAGCUAGUUUUUCAGCACCUAAAUUCUGCCAAGCCAAACUUUCAUUCAACUCAAAUUUGGGCAUCAUCAAAAAAACGUACAAGGCUACUAAUUCUACAUGAUCAGAACUAAACUCAGUAUAUAUCCAUCAAAUAGAGUACGUUUCUAAAGACAAAGACGAUUCUUCCACUGUGGGAAUCCUUCUCUCUACACUACUAGAAGAUGGUCAUAGAGCUGGACCACCUUUGCAUCUUGUAUAACUUAUAUAGCUAUACAACUGUCUAAAGAGGGGUAUUUCAAAAAUAACAAAAGAACAGAUGUUACAAACAUUUUUUCACAUGGACAGUUUCUGAAAAUUAAUAGCAAAUGUCAUGUUUUAGUCCAAAAUAGCAAAUUGAAUCUUCCAACUCUAUCAAUAAUUCAACAAUUUUGGAAAAUUCCUGCUGAGUUCAAUAUACACAGGGUUAUUUAUUAAAGUGAGAAUUCAAAGUGAAUUUCAAAUUCAAGGCCAGAGUACCUGAACUGAAAGCAUAGCAUGAUUUUUAUUCGGUUCACCUAUUUUGACCUUAAAUUUGAGAUUCACUUUGAAUUCUCACUUUAGUGAAUAACUAAUAACUAACCACUUUUUAAAUAAAAAAAUAAAAAAACAAAGCUCUUCAAACCUUUGCAUUUUGCACUUUGCAUGUUUGGUUUACUGUCAUGAGUAAAAAUUAUUUAAUUAGUUCUGCAAUUAUUUUAAAAUGAUCAGUUCUAUUAUUCAAGAAGUGCAUGUGUACGUGUACGUGUGAACAAAACACUUAAAAAUUUGGUAUAUGAUCAGCUAUUUUUUUCAACCUGCAUUCUCCACCUCCAGCUGAUAACCCAGAUUUUUGAAUCCUUGCCUACUAACUUGUUGUACGUUACACGCUAUACAGAUGGAAUUCUGUAUAAUUGUUUUAAAAGAAGUUGCCAUAUGGUCCAAAACACAGAAGAUUAUUAUAUUAACACUGGCUCUAAUAUGUUUCACCAUGCUGUUAUUUUAUCUAAACUUGUCUUGAUGUAUCAUUCAAUAUAUGAAUAAUUGCAGGCGCUGUAACUGAUGAUACCAAUUUUAACAUAUGGUGUUGCUAAAUUUGGUGUUUUUUCUUUUAAUUUGUAAUGAAAUGGCCUUCUGAAGUGUUAGCUUAUUAAUGAUGAAAUAAAAAUGCAGUCUAUGGAAUUAUUGGGACUGCAUUGCAUGCCUUAGGUGAUAUUAUAUAUAUAUAUAUAUAUAUAUAUAUAUAUUGCUGUAUGCUGGUUAUGGUAAAUUUCAAAUAUACAAACCUAAUAGUCUUCUAAUAAUCAGUAUUGUUUUAUUCUUAAUAUACCCUCCAAAUCAUAUAUGGAUAGGAACAUUGUUCCCAUGAGUUUACAUUAAUUUCAAAGUUGUUAUAGUUUUAUUUUUGAAAUUAUUAUUGUCUUUUAUUUCCGAGUGGAAAUAAUACUUUUUUUAUGCAGUUUUGAAAUUGUAAUAUAAUUGUUAAUGCAAAUAAGAACAUUUACACUGUUAAUUUCUCGAAAAGGUUCUCGGAAAAUAUAAUUGUAUCUGUUAUAAAAAUGGUAACAAAUAAACAUGUUUGUGUGAAACUGAGACUAGAAUAAUAUUGCCGAGGUUCACCUUCAUUAUCUAUCUAUUUCAACUUAUUUUUAGACUCGGUUUUUAGUCAAUAUGUGCUAAUGAACAAAUUGAAAUGUUGCAACCAUGGUACAAUGCGUAUUGAAAUAUAAUUUUUAUUAGCUAUUUAGGUAGAGUGAAUAUGAUUUGGUCUAUACAAACAGUUCUAAUAUGAUAAUUUAAGAGAUAUAUUUAUGUCAAUAUAAGCAUGUAUUUUUGCUAUUACUUUUAUUAUGUUACAGUUAAUAGGGUCCUUUCACAUAUUUUAAAUGAAACUUGGUUGAAAGUCUCCAGACGAGGUUGGUUCAAGAUGUGUUUAUUAUUAUUAUUAUUUUAUUAUUUAUAUAGCGCCAACAAAUUGCGUAGCGCUGUACAAUGGGUGGACUAACAGACACAUAAUUGAGAUCAGACCACUGGACGUACAAGAACAGAGGGGGUUGAGGGCCCUGCUCGAUGAGCUUACAUGCUAGAGGGAGUGGGGUAUAGUGACACAAAGGGUUAAAGUAGGGGAAUUAAAUAGUUUGUUAGAUAAGGGUUUAUUGAGUGCUUGGUAGGUCAUUUUUGACAGUUGCAGGAAAGGAGUCAUGGGGUGGGGGAUGAGAAACCUGCUGACAGUUUAAUUGAUACGCUUUAAUGAAGAAGUAAGUUUUUAAAGAUUUUUUGAAGGAGUGGAGGCUGGGUGAAAGUCUGAUUGAGGAGGGAAUGGAGUUCCACAGAAUAGGUGCAGCCAUUGAGAAGUCUUGAAGGCGAGAAUCAGAGGUGGGAAUCCGGGCAGAGGAUAGGCGUAGGUCUUGGGCUGAGCGCAGGGGUCUCGAUGGGAUAUACUUGUGUAUGAGGGAGGAUAGGUAUGUUGGAGCAGCAUUAUGUAGGGAUUUGUAAGCAAGCGCCAGAAUUUUGAAUUGGGCCCUAUAUCUAACUGGAAGCCAAUGCAGGGACUGACAGAGCGUGGAGGCGUGGGAGGUGCGACCGGACAGGAAAAUAAGCCUUGCAGCCGCAUUCAUUAUAUAUUGCAGCGGUGCAAGCUGGGAACAUGUAAGACCGGUGAGAAGGGGAUUGCAAUAGUCAAGGCGAGAGAGAACAACAGCAUGAACCAGUACCUUAGAUAUGGGUGUUAUAAACCCAACUUAUAAAUAUACUAUUCAUACUAGGUUAAGUAUGGGAUAAAAUGCAGACUCAUUUCAAUGUUAGUUAAAAACAUUUUCAAUCAACCUUUAAAAAUGUUUUGAAAUCAUGGGGAGUGUGCUUAAAAUAACAUACUAUAAGUAUGUAAUAUAUCUACUGCCAUCUCUCAUUCGCAUUGGGAUAUGAAUAAGUACUGGGAUGAAGAUUUGACACUUAAUAUAUGUGUGGAGUCUGCUGGACCCAAGAGUAAUAAAAGAAGACCUGUAAAAGAGGCCCCAUAAUCAAUUUUGCACCAAAUUUCGCUGCCUAGGUGUUUUCUUUGACUCCGUCUUCUCCUUCACGCCUCAUGUUCAGUCUAUCGCCAAAUGCUGCCACUUCCAUCUCAAAAACAUUGCAUGCAUCCGACCCUACUUAAUGCCAGAUGCGACUACGGUGCUGGUCCAUUCCACUGUCCUUUCUCACCUGGUCUUACGUGCUCCCAACUUGCACCGUUACAGUCCAUAAUGAAUGCAGUGGCAAGUAUCAUCUUCCUGUCCGCCCGCUCCGCCCACGCCUCACCCUUCUGUCAGUCCCUACAUUGGCUUCCUGUAAGAUAUAGGGCUCAAUUUAAAAUUCUGGUUCUUGCUUUCAAAUCUCUACAUAAUGUUGCUCCCACCUAUCUAUCCUCCCUAACACACAAGUAUGUCCCGUCUAUGCAUGCCCUUACGCUCUGCUGAAGACUUACGGCUCUCUUAUAUCCGUACUCCCACCUCUGAUACUCGCCUUCAAAACUUCUCGAGGGCUGCACCAUUCCUGUGGAACUCACUUCCCACCUCCGUUAGAUGCUCACUGUAACGGAUCGCCUGGCACCCCGACUGGGUACCUCCGUUAAAGAAUGCUCCUAGCGCUUCCUGAGGACUCCAAGCACUGCAGCAGACACCACAACCACCGAACCGGAGAAGCAUAUGAAUCCUCUCAAGUAUAUGAAUGCUGUAGACAGUUGAAUAGGAACCAUACGAAUAGGUUUACUCUCCUAGCAGUCAAACUGGAACAGCAUACAAUGAAUCCUUCCCCCAAUAAUGAGACGACACUUCACUUUGAGGGUUAAGCAGGAACUCAGGUGCUGGCACACGCAGCCUGGUUUUUAUUACAGUCUUGCAAAUACAGGACCGCCCACAGGGAGGUAUAAAACAACCAAUCACAUCACAGUUACAUCCCACAUAUUCCCUCCCCUUAUCCUGAGAGGAAACUCAAUUACACAUACAGUUAAAAACAUACUUUCUACCCAACUUUCAUAACUCUAAAACCAUACAUCACAUUCACAUAAAAUUACAUAUUCACAAUCAAUCCAUUCAGGGGAACAACAUAUUAAAAAAUGGCACAAAUCAGACAAGGGGUUCAAAAGUUAGGGAAAGUCCUUUGUGACUAAAUGAAGCAUGGCUUUCUGGCCAAAACCAGUUUCAGAGUCUUCUAUCCUGGAGAGUAAUUCAAUUAUCUCCCAGGAUAGACACAAGACUCCAUUAAGCACAUGGUUGCAAAAAGACACAAAACACUUUAAAAUACAUAAAGUCACAUUUACACAUAACACACAGACAUUUCACAUAUCCCCAGAUAGCUGGGACCUGAGUGCACAUUAUUAGAUGAAUGGCACUCAGAUCACACAAAUAAGCCUUUCUGCAGGGGAAAUAAACGGUUUAACCUGCAGGGCCAUAGUCCAAAGGGAGCAGGCGAGCAACCAGGCUUCUCCAGGUCACAGUGGCGAGGUUGAUUUCGCCACACUUCUCCCCUUUACCAACUAGACUAACAGGGUAUCUGACCUCCUGCCGGUCAGUGCCCUGGUUAGUCCAGCAACCCACCCACAAAACAGAAACAGCAGUACAGCCCACCCACAAUAACUGGUUACUACACCUGGGUAGAGGAGAACUUUGUCCAUGUCCAGGUGCCUCACCACGACUUUGUGGGCAACUGUUAGGCUGCCUUGGUGGGUUGCUGAGUGGGCAGAGACCAGCGGUACUCUGCCCUGAUGCCAGUGCUACCACGGAAGUAGCCUGGUGGGAGCCUGGUUGUGGGAGGGAGAGAUCGACUGUCUCCCCUCUGGAUACACCGCUCUGUGGCUGGGGAACAGGACCGACUGUCCCUACCCCUUGUGCUGUAAGUGCAGAGACUACAGUUCCAUCUGCACUGUUGGGGGGUGUAACAUCUCCCCUUGCUGGGUUAAGCUGCCGCUGGAGAGAGGGUGUAACAAGCUCCUCUCUCUGAACUGUAAACUGCCGCUGGGGAGAGGGGGUAUCAGGCUCCUCUCCCUGACACUCUCUCUGCUGGUGGAGAGGGGGACCAGCUGUCUCCCCUUUCAUUAUUUUGUCCUGUGGUUGGGGUGCGAGACUGACGGUCUCUGCUCCCUGCAGGACACUCUGCCGCUGGGGAGGAAGGAUUGCACCUUCAGCUCCCUGGGGUACACACUGCAGCUGGGGAGGAAGGACUGCACCUUCAGCUCCCUGGGGUACACACUGCCGCUGGGGAGGAAGGACUGCACCUUCAGCUCCCUGGGAUACAUACUGCCGCUGGAGAUCUGGGCCGACCGCCCAGCAUCCCUGUAGGGCCGGUAGAGAGACCGCCGUCCCAUCUCCACCUGCCAUCUGUAGGUCUUCCCAGGACCAGUCUGUGAGGUCCCUCAACAUUUGCGAGUAAGGACCACCUGCUUCCGCACCUGGCAACUCCGGCUGCUGCUGGGGAUCUGGGCUGGUCCCAUCUCCACCUGCCUGUUGUGGUUCCUCACAGGACCAGUCUAUGAGGACCCCUACUUCGGGUUCCUGCGGCCGCCUCAGGGGGAGACGGCUAGCCUCCUCGGAUGCAGCCUCUGCUCGGCUGCUGUAACACUCCUUCCGCUGAGCAUACUCUCUCUCUUUCGCCAGCCGGAAUUCUCGGGCCAGCCUUGUGUUUCGCUCGGCCGUGACCUGGUUCCAGAUCACCCAGCGUACCUCCAUGGGUAAAUCAUCCCCAUACUGGGCCACUCGCUGCCUCACCUCGGCCAUCCAAUCAUCGCCAGAGCCUUCCAUACUUGUCUGCUCCAAGUCGCUGGAUACCUCUGCUCCCAGGGUCACUGCACGUGUGCUAGCGUUGCCCUCAAUUUGUAACUCCACGAACGGUGUCUCUGAGCUGCUGUACCUCGCACUAGGACGCCAUCCCACCGCUUGCCACCAAUGUAACGGAUCGCCUGGCACCCCGACUGGGUACCUCCGUUAAAGAAUGCUCCUAGCGCUUCCUGAGGACUCCAAGCACUGCAGCAGACACCACAACCACCGAACCGGAGAAGCAUAUGAAUCCUCUCAAGCAUAUGAAUGCUGUAGACAGUUGAAUAGGAACCAUACGAAUAGGUUUACUCUCCUAGCAGUCAAACUGGAACAGCAUACAAUAAAUCCUUCCCCCAAUAAUGAGACAACACUUCACUUUGAGGGUUAAGCAGGAACUCAGGUGCUGGCACACCCAGCCUGGUUUUUAUUACAGUCUUGCAAAUACAGGACCGCCCACAGGGAGGUAUAAAACAACCAAUCACAUCACAGUUACAUCCCACAUAUUCCCUCCCCUUAUCCUGAGAGGAAACUCAAUUAUACAUACAGUUAAAACAUACUUUCUACCCAACUUUCAUAACUCUAAAACCAUACAUCACAUUCACAUAAAAUUACAUAUUCACAAUCAAUCCAUUCAGGGGAACAACAUAUUAAAAAAUGGCACAAAUCAGACAAGGGGUUCAAAAGUUAGUAAAAAGUCCUUUGUGACUAAAUGAAGCAUGGCUUUCUGGCCCAAACCAGUUUCAGAGUCUUCUAUCCUGGAGAGUAAUUCAAUUAUCUCCCAGGACAGACACAAGACUCCAUUAAGCACAUGGUUGCAAAAAGACACAAAACACUUUAAAAUACAUAAAGUCACAUUUACACAUAACACACAGACAUUUCACAUAUCCCCAGAUAGCUGGGAUCUGAGUGCACAUUAUUAGAUGAAUGGCACUCAGAUCACACAAAUAAGCCUUUCUGCAGGGGAAAUAAACGGUUUAACCUGCAGGGCCAUAGUCCAAAGGGAGCAGGCGAGCAACCAGGCUUCUCCAGUUCACAGUGGCGAGGUUGGUUUCGCCACACUCACCUAGUCUCCACUCCUUCAAAAAUCAUUAAAAACCCACAUCUCCAUAAAAGCGUAUCAAUUAAACUAUUAACAGCUCCUGACUGAUUCCUCUCUUGCAACUGUCACUAGUCUAAUACUAUCCUUACCUUUUGUGUCACUUUACCUCACUCCCUCUAGCAUAUAAGCUCAUUGAGCAGGGCCCUCAACCCCUCUGUUCCUGUGUGUCCAGCUUGUCUUGUUACAACUACAUGUUUGUUCGUCCACCCGCUGUAAGGCGCUGAAUAAUUUGUUGGAGCUAUAUAAAUAAUAACAUAAUAAUAAUAAUAAUAAGUUUCCAAAAAUUUCAAAUAUAUCAAAAUAUUCAAAUAUUUUGUAUAACUGAUAAUUUUAAAAGCAUAUCCAAAAAUAUUAAAUCAUUUAAAAAGUGUGUCAACAAAUAUUAAAUUGGGGCUCUAAUUAGAGACCCUGUUGUCAGUGUUAUGUAAAUAAAGAGCCAUUCACUUAUGUAGCAAUGAGUCAAUGUGGACAACGCUGGCAGACUACAUAUUUCACACUGAAGCAUAGACAUAACUUAAACAUUUCAAUUUGGUUGUCCGUCCUCCUCAUCUCAGUAGUGGUUGUUGAAUAAGCCUAGAUGUUUAAAUAAGCCUUAUCUUUGUUCACCAGUCAAUAAGUUGCAGUACCACAGCAAAAUCCUCACAUUUACACAUGACCACACUUACUUGUUAUUACCGCUAUAAUCAAUAUGAAUAUUAUUCAACAUCUAGAAAAAUCUUCAUUUUAUUGCUACUAUGUUUUUUUUUUCUCUGCAGACAAUGUGCAGAUGGCUACUCUCUGCAAGUUUGGACUUUGUUGAAAAGAAAUGUAAAUUUGUGAUUCAGACAUCUCCACUGCAUCUGACCAUGUCUGCACUAAAGCUCUAUGAAUGUUUGCUGUCAAACAUGAGGUAAGAAAGCAAGAAAUCCAGUCGAUAAACUCUAGAAAUGUAUUCAUGAAGAAACAUAUAAUGUUUACAUUAUAUUGAUUAACAUAGAUUUUAUAGGAAAUAGAAAAAAAUAUGUAAUUAUUGUGUGAUAAAAAAAAGGUACUUAGACAAUUCCCAGAAACAAUGUUGUAACAAUGUAAGAAGGGGGUAGUAUAGCAACAGACUAGUAUAAACACAUAUCGACAACUAAAACUAUUUAAGAUGUUGUUUUAAUAUGCUUUUAUAGAAUGGGGUUAAUUUAGGAGGAGUCAUGAGUCUUUCCUGCUGAUACUACAUUUUCAGUGAAAUUCACUAAAUUGAGAAUCCAAAAUGAAUUCAAAGUUAUUUUUAAUUUUAAGGCCAAGGCAGCUGAACUGCAAGCUGACUUAGAGAAUAUUUAUGGUUCAGUUAUAUUCACCUGAAAGGAACACUCUAGUGUCAGGAAUGACAAGUAUUUCUGAUACUAAAGUGGUAAAAACACUGUUUAGGAUCCUGGUCCCCCUUGACCCAUUUAAAAAUAUAUUUAAUUUACGUUUUUGCCAGCAUCUGCUGGUUUCGCUGUGGCUGGCCCAGAGUGUGGGUAUGUGUCAGUGUGUGUAUCUGUGUGUCAGUGUGUAAGUGUGCGUAUAUGUGUGUCAGGGAGUGUGUAUGUAUCAGUGUGUGUACCUGUGUGUCAGGGUGUGUGUGUAUAUAUAUGUGUGUUUGUGUUCAUGUGAAUGUAUAUAUGUGUAUGGUUGUAUGGGUAUGCAUGUAUGGGUAUAUGCCACAUCCCAGCAAUCAAACACCAAUAAUAUAUGCAAACACACCCCUACAAUCAAACACAAACAUUACAUGCAAACACACCCCUGCAUUCAAACACCAAAAAUGUAUAGAAAUAUAACCUUUUAUUCAAACACCAAUGCCACACACAAAUGUACAUCCACAUUUAAAAUUCAACACUAAAUACAAACACAUCCCUGCAUGCAAACAAAUCCAUGUACUAAACUGCUAAAAUUAUAUACAAACACCCCUUCAUUCAAACAUCAACACUACACAAAACAUCACUUGCAUUUAAAGGUCAACACUACAUACAAAGACACCCCUAAAUUUUAACGCAAACACUACACACUAUUAUACCACUGCAUUUCAAUGACAACAGUUCAUACACCUAUUGCUCUGCAUCCACACACAUACUCCAUACUCCAUACUCCAUACAUACUACAUGCUUACAUGUUUACAGCCCUGCAGGGAUGGGCAAAUGGUACAACCCCAGCUGGCAUAGCAAUUUGGGGGUUGUACAGCAAAUGGUGACCUACUUUUUGGCCACCUUUGCACUAGAAGGUGGCCAAAAAAAACAGACAGGGAUAUUGAGAUGAAGAGGUUUGGGUGUCUGUAGAUUCACAAUUAAGGGACAUCUGUGGGCAGAUACAAAAUAAAGACAUGUUUUGUACUAAUGUAAGCUCACCUGCCAAAGUCUAAGCUAACCUCUUCAGUGAAGAGAAUUUACCUUGCUACUUUCAGCCAAAAUACAGAAUCUCUAAAGAGACAGAAAAAAGAUAUUCUUAAGGAUGCCCUCAAACAAAUUACAUUUUAUCAGGGCACAAAUAGGGAAAAUAAUUCCAAAGACAAUGCAAUACUCAAAAAUAUUGUUAUUUUAUAUAAUUAUACAAUUAUAGUUCUAAAAAAAUAUGCUUCUCCCGAUGUACCCACUGUAAGGAGUGAUAUGAAACAUAUAUUAUACAAGGCAGAAUUUCAUGUAGGCACCUGCAAAGCUUCAAUUUUUUAGGUGAGUGCUAAAUUGCAAAAAUGCAGCUUAGCUAAAGGUCUUCCCAAUUUCACAUAAAAACCCACAUAUAUUUGAUAUAAUUUUACCCAUCUGGUGCCACAUGCUGCUUGUUUUAGUACAUUCCCCAGCUAUUUUUACUAAAAGAUUAAAUAAAUACACAAAUUCAGUGUACACAUGGGUGGAGGCUACUGGUGUGUGCAGAUGUUCAGAAAAAUAAAAUUACUCAUUCCUAAUUUUUAGCCAUUUCUCAUCCACAAAUCUUUUUAUUUAAAAUUAAAGGGAAGCCGGCAUUGCUUGCGUACAGGGGCUUUUUGGAUGUAAAUUCAGCCCUAGGUGCAACACAUAAUUUUGAAUCCCAGUCAAUCACCUGCAUUCGAUCUUACCAAACCUCAAAUUCCAAAAUGCGUUUCGCAGUUGUUUUGUCUGAAAUAAAAAAAAGUUAAACAUUGUUUGUUGCAGGUUAUUAAAAAGUAUUUCAUACCGAGCCUGUUUUUUAUUUUUCUCAAAGGGUCGACCACAAAUAAUGUGAAGCUAAUUAUGUGCUCGUGGCAUCCACAUGCCAUACAUUUAGCUAUUCUUGCUUGUGCGGAACAUUUAUUGACCUGCAUUAUUGGAAGAGUACAAAUGUUUCUCAUAUUUUAUCACAUUAUGUAGGUUAAUAAAACUUUUAUCUGUUUAGUUCUGCAGAGACUGGGACUGAUAAUGAGGAUGAAGCUAUUGAUAUUUCAGAAGAGACAAAUGUGCAAAGUUAUCACAUUGUUAGUAAAAGAAUGAAGGAAGAGGUUAUAAAUGAAAUUGUGGCUCAUGGUUUCUUUUCUGUCAUCUGGUCAGUUGGUGGAGUUCUCACCGCAGAGUCCAAACAAAGGUGA
Molecule: messenger RNA, 31174 nt
Organism: Pelobates cultripes (western spadefoot toad)
Lineage: Eukaryota; Metazoa; Chordata; Amphibia; Anura; Pelobatidae
Source: the annotation of a GenBank genome assembly